CUGGAACUUUGGCCUCUCACCUAUCAGAGCCCUGCUCAACUUCGCGCCAUCCUACCCUCCCACGCUACAUGUAGGAAUUCCCCCAUUCCGCUUCGUCCCACUUACACCUUGCUGAUCUGCCCGCCCCCAUGCAGUCCAGUCCUGGUCCUGUAGUGCGUGAGAGGGCCUCUGCCUUAGGUCCCUCAUCUGUUCGAGGUUGCCGGCGCCAAUUCAAAACUACCUGCUCCCCCGAGUGACCGAAUUGUUGGACCUCUAUUUUCUCCCUUCCGACAGCUGGUCUCUGCGAAAUCUGAUUCCUAUCGUGCUUCAUUCUUGCUUUGAUCACCGAAAUCUGUUGCAUGUCCCGAAGUCGGUCUUCCUGUUGACGACCCAAAGUCUAAGGGGUGCCUUUCCUAUAUACUAGACACGCUUCUCUUGCUACCACCUUUUUCGUCGUCCGGAACACAGUCACAUAGCAUAGCCAUGGCUUCCCAAGAAGAUAGAAGGCGGCCUGCUGCCCUCAACCUCGCCCCGGCCCGAUCAGCAUCCACAGACUCAUCCUCCUCAGACUCAUCACUCAAGCCCCCUCGCACUCCUCGCUUCGCAGAGGCAACAUCAGUUCACUCUCCCGUCGAUGGCGUCCGGUCACCGUUCGCAGACCCCGUCAGAUCAGAAGUGCCUCAGUCCCGGCCUGGGGAUAUCGGGUUCGGUUACAUCAACAACAGCGGCGGCAACCGCGAGUCCGUCGCCGUUCCCAUGACUCCCAGAUCACCACUCAAGAGCGCCAUGAGGGUGCCCGGAACACCAGCGAGGAAGAUUGUCGAGAACCCGCUCAGCCCGACUUUCCGUGAGGAGGAUAUCUUGGAGAAGCGUGAAGCGGCGACCGACAAGGAGCAAGCACGCGACUUGAAAAUCAAGACCCGCGUCCGUAUGGCAAAGUUCGCCCUUCGUGGCGUCAGCUUCAGCUGCAGUUUGAUCAUCAUCUCCAUGCUUGCCGCCUCUUUCCAAAUCUUCAACGCUACCAAACGUCUCCCUGCCCAGAGUGGUCUGCCAUCAUGGGCUGAAGGAACCGCCAUCUGGCCCCAAGUCCUGGUUAUCACUAGUAAGUCGAGGCUUCAGAUCUUGAAUCUUCGCCAUUUUCUGACAACCUUCACAGUGUCUUCCAUCUCCCUCGCUGUCUGCAUCGGCGUCCUCCUUGCCUACUGCCGCGGCGGCCACCAACGUGCCGAAAAGGUAGCAACCUACUACACCCUCUUCGCCAUCGGCUGGUUCAUCCUCUCCAUGGUCAUGUGGGCCAUCGCCGCCGGCCUCUUCCAGUCGAGCCGCAGCAACGGCGGCGGCAAGGACAUGUGGGGCUGGUCGUGCAAGGAGAACAAGCGCGCCGAGGUCUUUGGCGAAAAGGUCGACUACGCCCUCAUCUGCCGUCUCCAGAACUGGGCCCUCAUCUGCAUGGUCAUCGAGAUCGUCAUCGACGUCAUCUGCGUCCUGCUCUACAGCAUCGUCUUUUACCGCUACUACACCAAGCGCCGCCUCCACAAGUCCAUGGACAUGCGCGACCGUGCCCGCUCCGACCUCUACCUCGCCCAGCUCCGCUCCCAGUCCGCCCCCAACACGCCCGGCCUCAAGUCCCCCGGCCUCUACUCCCAGUACGCCCUGUCCCCCCGCCACCCGGACAAGACUUUCGAGAGCCUGUCCCGCAUCGAGGAGGCUGGCGCCUCCCCCUUCACCCCCGGCACCCGCUUCGUCGAGCCCGAGUCCAGCUUCGGCAAGCCCAAGCCCGCCUUCCAGCUCCAGGCGCCCCCGACAAAGGCGCGCGCGGCGACCAAGCCGGGACAGGAGGCGUACACACCCACCUCGCCCGAGGGUCCCGGUCCGGCGUUCCCCUUCCAGCAGCAGCAGCAGCAGCAGCAGCAGCCGUCAUUCCACCAGGAGCAGCCUCAAGCUCAGCAACACGCCCCCAUGGCCGCAGAUGAGCCCGUCUACGACGCUGUGCCGAUCCCCGGCGCCUACGCCGACGCGCCUGUCAAGAGCCCGCCCCCACACCAAUACUCCUUUGGCCAAGCAAGAUAAAGACGACAAAAAAGGACGAGCAAAAGGAGGGAUGUUGGAAAGAAAGACACGGUGUGAUGAUCACGAAGACGAGUGAAAGAAAUUCAGAGCCUGCGUGUGUGCGUUCCAAAAAGGAACAGCUUCUUUUUUAUUCUUUUUUCUUUGU
Messenger RNA from Colletotrichum acutatum, 2194 nucleotides. RefSeq lists its product as uncharacterized. NCBI's taxonomy places the organism in Eukaryota, Fungi, Ascomycota, Sordariomycetes, Glomerellales, Glomerellaceae. Bases 463 to 2049 code for a protein of 528 amino acids. The record is from RefSeq and is a predicted model, not a curated record. The transcript has 3 exons.